Molecule: messenger RNA, 1555 nt
Organism: Phlebotomus argentipes
Lineage: Eukaryota; Metazoa; Arthropoda; Insecta; Diptera; Psychodidae
Product: zinc finger CCHC domain-containing protein 8 homolog
Exons: 2
Coding region: 112-1545 (477 amino acids)
Cellular component (GO): catalytic step 2 spliceosome
Molecular function (GO): RNA binding
Source: RefSeq, a predicted model, not a curated record
UGUGAGAAUUUGUGGCGAACGUAGUUGGCUGUCAAAAUAUUUUUGUUUUCUAUUCCCGUAAAUGAGAUUUUCGAGGGAAAAUAGCCAAAAAAUUGUAAAUAGCAAAGGGAAAUGAUGUCUGAAGACAUUAAUUUUAACAAUAGUGAUUGUCAAUUGCUGGAGCAGCAUGUUUCCAUUGUCAAUUUGGACACCACAGAGGAGGAGGAAGGAUUGCUGGAGGACAAGCCCAAAGAACCGUUUCUGCACAUGGUGUUUCAGGAUGAGGAGGCGUGUAAAUCCCUCCUGAGCAAGAUCCGGCGGUGCGUGGAGUCAUUUCUUAAGGCACAGAACAAGCAUGGAAGUGUGGUGACGAGUGAAUCGGGAAAGACUGUGGAUAUCUUCGCUGAGGAGGCGUCAGAGAGUGAAUCAAUCUUCACGGAGGACAAGAAACCAUCCAUCCGAUUGAAGAUCAACGAGGUUCCCGCUUAUCUGCCCAGUGAGGUGUCCACGCUGCACAAUGGGGAAUUGCCUGAGACUCCUCAGAGGCUGAAGAAGUCCUCGAGUUGCUUCAACUGUGGCGACAGUCACACGCUGAGCGAUUGUCCGCUGCCGCGCAAUCAGGAGCGCAUCCGGAAGGCGCGCAUGCAGAACGCCAGCUCGAAGACGGAGCGCUAUCACACGGACAUUGAGCAGAGAUUUGCCCACAUAAAGGCAGGCUGCGUGAGUGGGAGUCUGAAGAAGGCCCUGGGCGUGCCCUCGAACUGCCUCCCGGCCUUCAUCUAUCGCAUGCGCCGGCUGGGCUAUCCGCCCGGGUGGCUGGAGGAGGCCAAGAUUUCGCACUCCGGACUGAGUCUGUUCGACUCAGAGGGACGCAGUGUGCGCUCCAGCAACCUGGAGGACGGCCAGAUCUGCGAGGUGCAGGAAGAGUACAAUCCGGAGAAGAUAAUUGAAUUUCCGGGCUUCAAUAUUGAUCCGCCAAGAGGUUGUCUUGACGAGUCGCAAUUCCACGGCGUGUCGCCAAUGAUGGAGCACCAUCGGAAGGAGGUGAUGUUCAAGAUGUUUGGCCUGCAGGAAUCACAGCCGGGCUACAAGAGACAGAGACUGGGUGAAUUGGAGGCUUCGCCGCCAAACGGCGGCAUGGAAGACAUGGAAAUCGUUGACGAAUGCCCAAUAAGUCCCGCACAGCCGGAGAGCAAUGAGAGUUCCAAAGAAACUUCUUCCAAAGAGACAGCAAAGCGUGACUCACCGUCUCUGGAUGAGCUUCAGGCUGCUCAGGAGCGUCUCCUAGAUGCGCUGAACUCCAGCAGCAGUGACGCUUCGGCGAGUGCAUCACAGAAACCAAUGACGCCAGAUAAUCGUGGGAAAUCCGUGUCAAUAAUGCCCGGCACGCCAAUUCUCACGCCAUUCUCUGCCUUCUCGCGCCUCCCGGACGGCGACAACUGGGCCAGAGGCGUGAGUGGCGUGAUAGACUUUGAGAAUCUGCCCGACAGCACUGGCAAGUAUGAGAAGAUGAAGGAUGUGCUGGGAAAGGUGCGCGAAACAGUCGGGAAAAUUCACAGAGAAUGACAAAUUGACG